This is a messenger RNA of Amyelois transitella, 565 nucleotides long. Its product is annotated as ctenidin-1. The transcript is spliced from 2 exons. NCBI's taxonomy places the organism in Eukaryota, Metazoa, Arthropoda, Insecta, Lepidoptera, Pyralidae. The record is from RefSeq and is a predicted model, not a curated record. Bases 74 to 469 code for a protein of 131 amino acids.
UACCUUUGCUUAGUCAACGGGUUGUAGUUUGGCAAAAAAAAAUGUAUAGAUCACGUAUAAAUACUUGGUCAAGAUGAGCGAAAACCUACACUUUAGAUCAGGAUUCGCCACAAUGAACACUAUCACAAGCCUCUGUUUCCUCGUAUGCGCCUGUUUGGCGUUCACCACUGCUUUGCCCGUCGACCAACAAGCGGCAGCACCCAUUGUUGUUGCUGAAGAAACCCUGGAACCUCAGGAGUCUGCUUGGGGCGGCUACGGACGAUACGGUGGCGGAUAUGGCGGAUAUUAUGGGGGAGGUUAUGGCGGAGGUUUUGGCGGAUAUCGGAGGUUCGGCGGCUUUGGAGGCGGAGCUGCCAUCGGGGUCGUCAAAUUUGGCGGGAUUGGAUAUGGCGGAGGACUGGGAUAUGGCGGUUUCCGUGGCGGAUAUGGCGGAUUCGGUGGAGGAUACGGUGGCGGUUUCUAUGGUUGAUAGAAAGUAACCUUUUUGGUUUAGUGAAUGUGAACCGUGUCUUACAAUCUGUGAUGAUAAAUGUUAUUUUAAAUAAAUUCUUAGAGUAAGAACUUA